Daphnia pulicaria is the source of this 605-nucleotide messenger RNA. RefSeq lists its product as uncharacterized. The record is from RefSeq and is a predicted model, not a curated record. NCBI's taxonomy places the organism in Eukaryota, Metazoa, Arthropoda, Branchiopoda, Diplostraca, Daphniidae. The transcript has 5 exons. Bases 66 to 431 code for a protein of 121 amino acids.
CUUUGCGUAUCCGAUUAAGGCAUUGGCGCCAGCAGUUCUAGAAAGCGUCGAAUAAGGUUUCGAAGAUGUUUCUGAAUACCUUUGCGAAUUUGGUUUUGAUGGCGAUGAUGUUGCAAUUCCUCAUUGUAGAAACACAAUUGACUUCAGCAACACCAGAACAAGCUAAUAAUAUAGGUUCGGUGCAGUUAUCAACCGUAUGCUCCAAUACGGUGGAUUCAAAUAUGAAUUUGUUAUUCGACAAGACGUCUCGUUUAUAUCCAGAAUUGAACAUCUUUUUUUCAGCCGUACGAAACAAGGGAAAGAAGGAGUUAGACCGCAGCUGUACAAACUCGCGUGGUGAUUUCAUGGAAUACCAAACUGCUGAAGUAGGAAAUACUGAGAAGACGCUAGUAAUCAAUCACCAAAUGGUCAUCGAGAAAAUUAAACUCUAAGACAAGGAUCAGCAGAAAUGGAAGUGAAUUAUAAACAGAAUUAUGACAUUCUCUGUCUUCAUUGAUCAAGAGAAUAGAUGUAACGUUCUGUUGACUAUUGCCUUCAAAAUAUAGAUGUUAAAUCAAUUAUUCAAAUAUAUAUUUAGUUUAGAUGACAGCUACUUUAUCAUUACA